AUGUUUGCGGUUCAACUUCUGUCUGUUGUGGUGGUGGGCACCAUCAUCUGGGCACUUUACCGGCUAUCGACCACGACCACGCCUGCAGUUCCGGAUGGUUUGAAACCACUCCCAGGGCCCAAGGGCUAUCCAUUCCUCGGCAGUGUCCUGGAGUUCCCCAAGACGUUCUCUUACCACAAGUUCAAAGAGUGGUCAGACAUAUAUGGGCCGAUUUUCCAAGUCAAUAUCCUGGGCGCCACUCAUAUUGUCAUCUCGGAUGUUGAAAUCGCAAACGACCUUCUCGCUCUCAAAGGCGCCCAAUACUCGGACCGCCCGCCAAUUGUGAUGCUUCAUGAGCUCGUCUCAGGCAAUGGUAAUCUCGGCACCAGCCCUCUCAAUAAGUACUGGCGAAACGCGCGUAAACUGGCAGCAGCGCGGUUAUCCAGUACUUCCCUUGAAGUUUGGGAUGGCGUGCAAGUCAACGAAGCCAAGCGUCUCGUCAGGGACCUCAUUAAGGACUGCAGCAGCUAUGAAUACCUCUUCGAAAGGUACUCAUCACUGGUCAUGCUGCGGAUACUCUACGACAAGAAAGUUCCCUCGGUUGAGGAAGCCGAUCAUGUGAAGACGAUCACCAAUAUCGUGCGAACACUCGAGCGGACUGGCGCGCCAGGGACAUAUUUAGUCGAUUUUAUCCCUCAGUUGAAGUAUCUCCCAGAGUGUCUUGCUCCCUUCAAGGCAGAAGCAAGGGUACUCCAUAAUUAUGAGUAUACUUACUUCCUAAGUCUCUUCCGCGAAGCCUUGAGGCGUUAUCGUCAAGCAGGUGGACGACCCAAGGAUGGACCUCAGGCAAUGGUCGACGCCUUUCUAGAGAAGCAGGAUACCUACGAACUUUCAGAGUUCGAGGCGAUAUACUGCAUGGGGACCCUCUUCGAGGGCGGUUCUGGCACGACGUCUUCAUCAAUGCAGUCCUACUGCCUCGCCAUGUGGCACUAUCCUGAUUGGCAAGCCAAGGUUCAACACGAGAUCGACGAGGUGGUCGGAGAUCGGCUGCCUUCUUUCGAAGACUGGCCCUACCUUCCUACUGUGCGAGCUGCCAUCAAGGAGACCUUGAGGUGGAGGCCUGUUGUUCCGGGAGGCAUUCCUCACUUGUCAACGGCGGCAGACAGCUACAAGGGGUACUACAUCCCCAAAGGCGCAAUCAUCCAUGCGAAUCAGUACGCCAUGUUCAAAGAUGAAUCAGUUUAUCCGGACCCGGAAUCCUACAACCCUGACCGAUGGCUGAGACCCGAGUUUCCGACGUAUCAAGAGCCACUCACCCAGUUCCCCAAUCUGAAGCGGUACGCGGCGUUUGGCUUUGGGCGACGCAUCUGUCCUGGUCUCUUGGCUGCCGAGCGCUCACUUUUCAUCGAGGUGACAAUGCUCAUGUGGGCAUGCAGUGUCGACAAGAAGCUCGACUCGUCAGGCAAUGUCAUUCCAGUUCCAUGGUAUGACUACAAACCGGGGAAUAACACGGGGCCAAAACCAUUCGACUUUACCUUGAAAGUCCGCAGUGAGAAACGUUUGUCGUUACUCGGCAGUAUAUAG
Messenger RNA from Fonsecaea nubica, 1563 nucleotides. RefSeq lists its product as hypothetical. Bases 1 to 1563 code for a protein of 520 amino acids. Gene Ontology annotation, molecular function: oxidoreductase activity, acting on paired donors, with incorporation or reduction of molecular oxygen; monooxygenase activity; heme binding. NCBI's taxonomy places the organism in Eukaryota, Fungi, Ascomycota, Eurotiomycetes, Chaetothyriales, Herpotrichiellaceae. The record is from RefSeq and is a predicted model, not a curated record. The transcript has 2 exons.